Messenger RNA from Pygocentrus nattereri (red-bellied piranha), 2440 nucleotides. It is a transcript of the gene dph6, whose product is annotated as diphthamine biosynthesis 6. The coding region runs from base 114 to 2174 and encodes 686 amino acids. Gene Ontology annotation, molecular function: diphthine-ammonia ligase activity. The transcript has 15 exons. NCBI's taxonomy places the organism in Eukaryota, Metazoa, Chordata, Actinopteri, Characiformes, Serrasalmidae. Gene Ontology annotation, biological process: protein histidyl modification to diphthamide. The record is from RefSeq and is a predicted model, not a curated record.
CGCUCCCGCGCGUGUGUGCUCGUGUUUACAGUGUGAGGAGACCGGCCGCGGCGUUUCCUCCAGCCGCUGAUUUACAUCUUAUUUCGCUCUGUUCUGACUUUUGAAUAAAGAAAAUGAAAGUUGUUGCGUUGAUAAGUGGUGGCAAAGACAGCUGUUACAACAUGAUGCAGUGUGUUGCUGCAGGACACAAAAUAGUAGCACUUGCCAACCUUCGACCAGCUAAAGCUGAUGAAAUUGACAGUUACAUGUACCAAACAGUGGGUCAUCAGGCCAUUGACCUGUACGCAGAGGCCAUGGAUCUCCCACUGUACAGGAGGACCAUAGAGGGCUCUAGUCUGGAAACUGGAAGAGAGUACAACCAGAAAGAAGGGGAUGAAGUUGAAGAUCUGUACCAUUUACUCAAGCUUGUUAAGGAGAAGGAAGGUGUUGAAGCUGUAUCAGUUGGGGCCAUUCUGUCUGACUACCAGAGAGUACGUGUGGAGAAUGUGUGCACCAGGUUGCAGCUCCAGUCUUUGGCGUACCUGUGGCAGCGGGAUCAGGCGGCUCUACUGAACGAGAUGAUAUCCUGUGGCCUCCACGCCCUCCUCAUCAAAGUGGCUGCGUUCGGCCUGGAUCCUGGAACACAUUUAGGAAAACCUCUGGCUGAGAUGGAACCCUGUCUGCAGCAGCUUUCAAAGAAGUAUGGCGUCCAUAUAUGUGGUGAGGGGGGCGAGUAUGAGACUUUUACCACAGACUGCCCUCUCUUCAAGAAAAGGAUAGUCAUUGAUAAGAUGGAAACGGUUAUCCACUCAGCAGAUGCAUUCGCUCCCGUUGGAUACCUGCGAUUCACAGAAAUGCACACAGAAGACAAAGCUAACGGUUCCACAGAGCGUGCUCUGCCCCUUGGUAGUUGUCCUUGCCAGAGUGCCAUUGACAAGAUGACUGAAGAGGCGGUAUAUGCUGAUAAAACCCAAGACAUCCAGGAAGAAUUUACAUCAAAUGCAUGCCGGCCCUGGUGCUCAGCCAGAAGCUCUGUGGGCUAUCAGUGGAUCACUGGCAUCAGCGGCCUUCCUUCUGAACACACAGACGUCCAGGGCCAAACCCAGCAUGCUUUCACUCAGCUGCAAGGUGAAUUGCAGGAAAGAGGUUAUCAGUUAAAGCACAUUGUGCUAGUUCACUUGUAUGUGAGGAACAUGGAGGACUUCGCUAAAGUCAACUCAGUGUACCGCUCCUUCUUCAGCCUCAAUCCACCAGCCAGGGUAUGUGUCCAGACUUGUCUGCCUGCGGGUCAGCUCUUGCAGAUGGACGUUUUGCUCCAUGACUGGACUCUGCCUCCUGAAGAUGGCUACUUCCACCAGAGGGACACCCUACAUGUCCAGAGCAUGUCUCACUGGGCUCCAGCCAACAUCGGACCCUACAGCCAGGCUGUGAGGGUGGAUGAAGCUGUGUUCUGUGCAGGGCAGAUAGCUCUGGUCCCCUGCACCAUGCAGAUACUGUGUCAGGGUCCAACCUCCCAGGCCCAGCUGUGCUACAGCCACAUGGAGAAAGUGCUGGGUGCCAUGGGCCCAAACCUUACUCUAGGCCAUGUGCUGCAGGCCCACUGCUAUGUUACCCACCACAAACACAUACCAGCAGUCAGAAAGGUCUGGAGCAGCAAGCUACAGGAUAAGUAUGAACAGGUGGCCUGUUAUGGUGCAGAGGAGACUGAGGACACUCCUCUGGUGGUUGCAGUGGUACCCUCUUUACCCAGAGGAGCAGCAGUGGAACUGCAUGUCAUUGCUGUGCAGGACGAUCCUUUGGAAAGGACGUUCUGUCACCAAACUUCAGAGGUCCAAGGAGGAGAAAUCAAGUGGGCCUUGCUACAGUCCAGCAGCGGGCAGUUUGCCACACUGUCUCUCACUGUGUCCCUCACUAGAUCGUACACAAGUCCAGAGUCCAUGGACUCCAAGGACAUUCUGCAGGCACUGGGCACCUCCUUCCAGCAAGCUCUAGCGCAAAUGAAGAAGGCUCUCUCUUCUUUAUGUGCCAGGGUCUUCUACAAGAACAGCAGCAAGUUGGCCAGAGAGUUCUCUACAGGGCUGGAGGGCUGCUUAGAGAGCGUGCUGGGUCAGAGCAGGCCAGCACUGGUUCUGGUGCCCGUGCUGGAGUUGCCAGACUACGCUGUCCUCCACCUCUCCUGCUGGCUCAGCACAUAAUGAACAAAGAAGACCAUGCACACCGACCUCAGGCUGUGCUGCGCUAACCGACACACACACAGUGACAGGAGAUGACGAAGGCUAUGUAAGAAUAUGUACACAGAGAACUUCACUAGACCCCAUUUAUCCUUGGAAAGCCAAACAAAAUAACUGUCUUGGAGCAUGAGAGACAGCAAUGUAUUCUAUGUAAGUUACAGAGCGAUUUGCUUUGUAUCUGUCUUUCUAAUUGUAUGUAUAAUAAUAAAUAUUCUAUUUCCAGAAAAACA